UGUACUGGAAGAAGAGUUUUAAGUUCUGCCCACAUUAGUUGCUAUAAGGGCUCUUCACACAUUCAUAUGCUCCAAAAACUUCUAGUUCACGCCCUGUGGUCCACAAAGGAGCCUCAUGCCACCUACACCAGGGACCUGCUCUGAGGGGCCAGGGAGUGUCAGCGGGGGCUGGGGACAACAUGUGUACUUGGAGGCAGGGGUGGGACCCCUGCUAGACUGUUGCCUCCUUGUCCAGCCCCUAGCAGCUCCCUGGUGGAAGAGCCUCAGACCAGGAAGCAGGAGGUGUCCGGUGCCAGGCCAGCCUCGGAAAGGAGCCUCUUCUGACUGCAGCGGCUUCAUCUGCCAGGGCGGCAUCUCAGCCAGCAGCGGCGGGCUCCCAGGGCUGACUGCAGCGACCAGCAGGCUGUGCUGCCAGGAUGUGGGCUUUGGUUUCUGUUUCUGUUUUGUCUCGUGCUUGUUGAUGUGGCCUGCUUAGUUCCCCUGGGAAGGGGAAGUGCCGGGACACAUGGAAGCCACCCAUCCACUAGCCAAGGAUCAGUUGAGCCCUGGGGCUGAUGCUUGCCCACACUGCUGAGAAUGGCACGGAGGCCCAGCCAGGCAGCAGGAGAAAGGUUAACCUGGGACACUCCUGGACAGUGAUCCUGAUGUCUGUUCUGAGUUGUGCACUCAAGGGUGUGAUAAGAGAAAGAGGCCAAUGUCCAGUGAGCUACUGGUUCUUCCUGAUGCAGGCCUUCCCAGGUCUCUGAUCUCAGUGCCGAGCAAGGAGCCAGGACGUCCAGUUUCUCCUUUUUGUCUCACAUGGACUAGGCAUGUUCUUCUGGCAAAACCCCACAGAUGCAGCCUGACCUGGCCUAGAAGUGUCAAGCCUGGUGUCCACUGGCAGCUGGCAGAGCUGGGAUGCAUGUUUUCAUCAUCUGCCUUUCCAUUCCUGAUGCAGCCCUGAACUGCUCCCCUCACCCCCCUCACACACACACCCAAACAUGCAUCGUUUAGAGACUGCCUGCUCUGGAGACACCUGUGCCAAGGCUGCAGAACAGAGGACUGGAAAAUAGUCCCUUCCCUCAAGGAAUACACAGCUAGCUAGCUGUGUACUAGCUAGCUGGAUCAGAGGGCAUAUGCCUUAUAACAGCAAACAGGGUGGCACUGGAGAAAGAGGCAAUUGAGUCAUCCAGACAGUCACUGAUGGAGGGCAAGGAGAAAGCUGAGAGAUCUGGGGGCCAGCCUUCAGGGAAGCAGGAUGGAGCCUUAAAGACUGGUGGGGUUGAGAAGAGAGGAGAGGAAGGCAAGAAGAAGUAAGAGAGGACUGUCAGCCCACUGGUUUCCUUUCAACAUUGAAACUACACCAAAACCUGCUUAAUGGAGGAGUGAAAGACAAAUGUGACCACAACGAGCUUCCACUUUCAACCCAUUAGGAUGACCAUCAUCAAAAAACCAGAAAAUAACAAGUGCUGGCAAGGAUGUGGAGAAAUUGGAAUCCUUGAGUACUGUUGGUGGGAACGUAAAAUGCCAGCCCCACUCGGCGCCAUGGCAUCUGCCGAGCCCCUGACGGCGCUGUCCCGCUGGUACCUGUAUGCCAUCCACGGCUACUUCUGCGAGGUGAUGUUCACGGCGGCCUGGGAGUUCGUGGUGAACUUUAACUGGAAGUUCCCUGGGGUUACGAGCGUGUGGGCUCUCUUCAUCUACGGCACCUCCAUCCUCAUCGUGGAGCGCAUGUACCUGCGCCUGCGCGGCCGCUGCCCACUGCUGGUGCGCUGCCUCAUCUACACGCUCUGGACCUACCUGUGGGAGUUCACCACCGGCUUCAUCCUGCGCCAGUUCAACGCCUGUCCCUGGGACUAUUCCCAGUUCGACUUUGACUUCAUGGGCCUCAUCACCCUGGAGUACGCCGUGCCCUGGUUCUGCGGGUCCCUCAUCAUGGAGCAGUUCAUCAUCCGCAACACCCUCCGCCUCCGCUUUGACAAGGACGCUGAGCCCGGGGAGCCCAGUGGCCCCCUGGCGAUGGCCAACGGCCACGUCAAGACAGACUGAAUGGGACUGGUGGGUGGGGCCCGGGGCUCUCUCAUGGACCCGGUGGACAGAGGUACCAAGCUGGUGGGGUUACGUCUUCUGAACAGCACAAGCCCUGGCCCGGGUCUGGCCUCAGCCCCUUAGGGCACACACCCUCGCCGUCCACCGGGGGCGGGACCGGGGGCGGGGCCAGGUGUGGGGGGCGGGUGUCGAGGUAGCCCGGCGACUCUGGGAAGGGUCUGUGGAUCCCUGCCCAGCUCAGAGGCUGGCGGCCAGAGGCCUAUGGCUAAGCAGCGACUUGACCACCUGGGUGACUUUGGAAGCAGCAGGCCCUGUCCUGGCUAAGGGACUCUGAGAAUGGGGCAGAAGAUGAGAAGCCUGAGGAGGCCUGAGGAGGCCUUGGGCUGCUGCGAGGCCUCCUCUCUCCUUUCACGUGGUUUAAGUUGGGCUUUGGCUGGUUCCAUUAGGCAAUAUUCAGGUGCUUGCUUGCAACCAAUACCUCCCCGGGGGCCUGCUGAGCUGCAGCCUAAGGACAGACUGGGCGGCCAGGAGGCUGCUUGGCAGUAGUGCUGGUCUGCCAGGGCUGGAGGCCUUCCCUUGGCUCCUCUCCCCUCCCCCAGGGCUCCGACGCUCCCUUGGCCUUCUGGGGACCCCCCCACCCUGGUGCUGGAUUCCCACCAACCUUGGGCUUUUGGAGGUUUCAAUCCCUGUGUGUUCGGUGGCGUUUCCCCCCUUUCUCUUUUAUUUUCAAGGCUUUUACCACUAGCAGCCCCUUUAUCCAUGUCUGUCAUCCCCACCGGCCCCCCUCCCCAACUCCCUGAUCAACACAGCAGCUGCCAGAGAUAGAACCCUGAGACAGACCCUGCCCACCCUAUUGCUGCCUUCCCUCCACUAUUUCUGCUGGCCUGAUGACUGGGAAGUUCCCCUUUUACACCUCCCCACCUGUCUGGUGGGCUGUGGCAAUGCCCCGGUGCUCUUCUCUGUGCCCCCUCCCCUCAGUGGCCCAGCAAAAAUUGAAUGAUAUACCCUCCCCCAACACACAGGCCAAGAUGGGCCACCCCAGAUCCACAAUGGGGACCUAGAGACAAAUCAGUUUAGGGGAGGAGGGUUGUGAUAAAGGCAUCUGGUUUCUUUUCAAGCCAGUCAGGGGGAAUCGAGCUUUCUAGGGGAUGGAGGAGCAGGAAUCCGGUGUUGGGAGACCCAUGGAGAAUAAGUGAGGGAAAAAAAGAAGACAGCCUUUCAGCUUUGAGAGGGUCUUUGGAGCAUCCUUAGUGGGAGGGGGUCAGUUGGUUCUGCCAUAGCCCCAGCCCUGCAGCAAAAUCUGGUCAGCGCUACCCCCUUCCCACCCCUCCCAGCAAGGCUGACCCUUUGAGCUUACUCCUUAAGCAGUAUUAGCCCUGCCAUGCUCAUGGGCUUUGUCAUCUUGGUUGCCAGCCCCCCCCCCCCUUCCUCUGUGACAGGUCCAUUGCUGGCAGUGGACAGGUGAAGUCCUCACUCCAGCCCACUUCUGGCUCUGUCCCCACUCCCUGAAGGGAGAGGUCCAUCAGAAUGCAGCCAAUGCUGUGGCAUGUGGUCUCUUGACGCACUAGGAGUCUUAGAUAGAAAUUUGCCUUUCCCUUUUUAUGGAUCAUUAUAAAACGAUAAUACUGUCUGUGGAGAGAAUCUGCUCUUCCUUGCUGUGCUGCUCUACCUAGACUGUGCAGACAGCACUAGUCAGGGUGUGAGCCAGGGCUGGUGGGCUGGGGAUGGGCAGGAGUGGUAUCCCAGAUGGGGAGAAAGGCUGGUUGUUUUCUGCGGUUAACCCUGUCCAGGACAGGAUGAAGGGCACCUUCCAGCCUCUGUGUCCCUGCCAGGCUCCUCAAAUCCAGGCAUGAACUACAUUCUGCAAGGGCCAGACCUACCUUUGAUUUUGCUGUGGCCCCAAUUCCAGGGCUUUGGGGCAUCCAGAGAUUCAGGUUUCUAUCUACAGGUGGAAGGGAUUCUAGAGGGAAAAUAUCAUCUGGCUUCCCUGUUCCCUCUGGGAAAUUGUUUCCUUGGCCUUCUCCCUUAAUUCUGUUAUAUCCCAGUUUUCUGGACCCCAACACCCUUCCAGGCCCCCCACAUGGGCCCUUAGACCACACCACCCACCUUUGCCCUCCCCUGCCACGACCGAAUCUGUGGUCAGCUUGUUGAUGUCUGCCAGCAUAGGGCCUCCAUGAUUCUCAGUCAGAGCAAGCCCUUGGAUGGCCCAUCGGGUCUGUCCACUCCAGAUGUUGCCUCAUGGGCAUUCCCUGGCACCGUCUUUUCUCUGGGCCCUACAAACUCCCAAGUACAGGAGGUCCCACAGUAAACCUGCCUGCCUGACAUGUACAGAGCACUGUUUUUCUGCUUCAUCCAGGUGCCCUGUUGCUCUUAUUGUCCCUCAUAGGGCACAGAGCCCAGCAAAGGCGGGCAAUGAUCCAGGGCAUGAGUUCAGGGUCUGAAGGCUCAGAAAUCACCAGGAGUAGCUCUGAUUUCAACUCUUGCUUUUUUUUUUUUUUUUUUUUUGGUAUCUUCAGGGCCCUAAUCCCUUAGUGCCCAGGCACCCCAGCUCUGUCAGUGGGGGUGCUGGCAGGAAGAGUCUGCUUGCUGUUUGUGAACCUCUGGUGUCCUGGGUCUCUCUCCACUGGACAUGGCAGCAUUUCUGAGUUAUAGACCGCCAUGUGCUGCCCUGCAUGGUUGAACCGCUUCUGAUGUCUGCUAGGCAUCCUGUCCCUUAUGCCCUGUCCCCUCUGAUGCCAGUGAGUCACAAUGGCCUAUGCUUAUUUACAGCAAUAAUACAUAGGGAGUGUCCAUGAAAUCCUCUUGUCCUAGUCCCUCACUCUCUGCAUGGGUCUCCUUAGGGAGGCAGCACUGAAUGGGUCAGUUCCUGAGAACCUAUAUUUAUGAAGCUCUGGGCUGUGCAGACAUCAUCACAGGGAAUUCAGAAAGGAAAGAGGUCCAGCCCUUGAGCUAUGGUGAAGGCAGGGAGAGUACCUUCCACCCUGAAGCCACCCCAGACAUGGAGGAGCUGCAGGUCCCGGCUCUCCCACCUUCGAAGUGGGUGGGACUGUCUCCCAACUGCGGCAGCUCUUCAGAAGGACACACGACUGGUUUGUGCGCCCAUUGCCUGCUCUGUCUUCAUUGGUCUCUUUGUCUCUUCCUUUUCACAUUUGUGCACAUCAAAUAUACUGGUGUUUGUGUUCCAGAA
This is a messenger RNA of Acinonyx jubatus (cheetah), 5215 nucleotides long. RefSeq names its product transmembrane protein 229B (gene TMEM229B). The record is from RefSeq and is a predicted model, not a curated record. Bases 1414 to 2028 code for a protein of 204 amino acids. Lineage: Eukaryota; Metazoa; Chordata; Mammalia; Carnivora; Felidae. The transcript has 6 exons.